Molecule: messenger RNA, 2759 nt
Organism: Ceratosolen solmsi marchali
Lineage: Eukaryota; Metazoa; Arthropoda; Insecta; Hymenoptera; Agaonidae
Gene: Fcp1
Product: RNA polymerase II subunit A C-terminal domain phosphatase Fcp1
Exons: 7
Coding region: 258-2591 (777 amino acids)
Cellular component (GO): nucleus
Molecular function (GO): RNA polymerase II CTD heptapeptide repeat phosphatase activity
Source: RefSeq, a predicted model, not a curated record
UAAUGAUGCAGCAGUCGACUGUUGAAACCCUUGAAAGCAUGCAGAGGAGCAGCAACAUAUGCGUCUGUUUACACUUUCAGUCUCCCGCGUAAAAACAGUUCCGCAGUAUCGGGGUUAGGGGGAGAAAUAUCCGAAGAGAUAUUGAAAAAGAAAAAAAUAUUAAAAAAAAAAAAAAGAAAAAAAAAAUAGCAUCACAUACGUAUAGUGUAGUCUACAAACGCACGAGAAGAGUUAAUCAACAAUUUAAGUGACGCAUCAUGUCGAGCGUCGAAGUAAACUUUCCAAAAGAAGAUCAGCCAUCGAGAAUCAAGAAGUGGAGAGUGUCAGUGGGUACAAUGGUUACCGCUGGAAGAAUAUUAUUAUUGUAUCAUGAUGUGGCUACUGGCCAAAUAGAGAAAAAAUUGAGAGCUACGCAAUUUGGCCGUAUUGUCAAACUCCUUGUUAAAGAUAAUGAAGUCGUUCAUCCAGGGCAACCUGUACUCCUAAUGGAAGGAUGUAAGCAUCCGACAGUUAUGAAAGACUUAUGUGCUGAAUGUGGAGCUGACUUGAGAAAAGAAUUUGAUGAAAAUCCUGACAAAACAUUUGUAUCCCAAGCUAAUGUACCUAUGGUUCACAGUGUUCCAGAAUUAAAAGUAACAGCUGAAUUGGCAGAAAAAAUUGGUAGGGAAGAUAAAGAGAGAUUAUUGAAACAUAAACAAUUAGUAUUGUUAGUUGAUCUCGAUCAAACUAUUGUUCAUACCACAAAUGAUAAUAUUCCAGCUAAUAUGGAGGAUGUACAUCAUUUUCAACUUUAUGGACCAGCCUCGCCAUGGUAUCACACAAGAUUAAGACCGCAUACAAGACAUUUUUUAUCGGAAGUUAGUAAGCUUUAUGAAUUGCAUAUUUGUACAUUUGGAGCACGGCAAUAUGCUCAUAGAGUAGCUGCACUUUUGGAUAAUGAUGGGAAGCUAUUUUCCCACAGAAUAUUAUCUAGAGACGAGUGCUUCGACCCACAAUCUAAAACUGCAAAUCUCAAAGCUUUAUUUCCUUGUGGGGUAGACAUGGUUUGUAUUAUCGAUGAUAGAGAUGACGUGUGGCAAGGUUGCGCAAAUUUAGUUCAAGUAAAACCAUACCAUUUCUUUUUACAUACUGGCGAUAUAAAUGUACCGCCAGGUCUGGGAAAACAUGACGAUCCUAGUCCACCAAAAUCCCUCACCGAAGAAGCAUUGCAGGAUGCCAAUUCCAACGAUAGUACUGAAAAUGGCAAAUCCGGUAAAAAUGAUAACGAUGAAGAUAAAGAUGAAAAUAUAGAUAAAAUUAAAGAAAUUAAUAAUAAAGAUGCGGAGGAAGUUCAUUCUCAGAACGAUACCAAAAAUCCAGAAAAUGCGGAGGGAGAACAAGCUGAAAACAUUAACGAAAUAAGAGUAACUGAGAAGAUUAGCGAGGAUGAUGAUCUAAAAGAGGCGAGUAAUAAUAAUUCUGAAACUGCAGAAAGUAAUCAAGCAUCUAAUAAGAUGGAUUGCAAAAGUAAAAGUAAAAGUAUUAAUUCAGAAAAAUUGAAAACCAAAAAGAAGCACGGUAGGGGUAAGAAGGAAAAGCAAAAACAAGAGGAUCAACUACAAUUCAACAGUAAAGAAAUGGAGGAUCAGGAUGAUUAUUUAUUAUAUUUAGAAGAUAUACUAAAGAGAAUACAUACAGAAUUUUAUACGGAAGCGGAAAUCGAAACAAAAUCAAAAACUCUUAGAGAAAUAAUUCCAAAAGUCAGAUCUCGUGUAUUGGAAGGGUUGUGUUUAACAUUUAGUGGUCUUGUGCCAAAUAAUCAGAAGCUUCAUCAAAGUCGCGCUUAUAAAGUGGCUAGGGCAUUUGGAGCACAAGUUUCGCAGGAUCUCACAAAGCAGUCUACUCAUUUAGUAGCUAUUCAGCCAGGAACGGUCAAAGUACGAGAGGCAAAGAGACAGGGCAAAGUUAAAAUAGUCAAUCCAGAUUGGCUGUGGACUUGCGCGGAACGAUGGGAACACGUUGACGAGCGCUUGUAUCCUCUAAAAGAAGUACCAUUACACAAGGCUCGCGAAUUCAGGAAGCCACCGGCACAUUGUAGUACACCCGAGCACGUGGAGGAUGUCACCCCAAAAACGGAAAAUAAUUUUGCCAAUACCAUCAAUCCGUUGAUGAUCUUUACCCAGGAGGAGAUCGCAAAUAUGGAUAAAGAAGUUAAUGAAGACAUGUCUGAUCUCGAAGAUAUAUUCGAUGAUUCGGAUGAUGAUGAAAAAGUUCGUAAAAGGGAACAUGAUUCAGAUUCCAAUGACAUAUAUGGCUAUUAUGAUGAAAUUCCAUCUCUAAAGAAACGAAGAAAAAACAGCGACAAUGAUAGCAUCGGUAGUAAGUCCACAGACGACGAUGGUAAGACACAAUGUUAUGUCGAUGACGAUGAUGAUGAAGAAGAGGAUGACCCAGUGACGCGUUUUCGACGAGGUGAAGCUUUACCCGAUGAUCUUGAUCUUGGAGAUAAUUCUCAGGAUUCCGUCUGUGAUCUUGAAACCGAAGACAUGGAGGAUGAACGCGAAUGGAAUGCAAUGGGUGCGGCCCUCGAAAGGGAAUUCAUGUCUGAUUGAUGUUGUUGAAUGAGAAUAUGUUUAAAAAAUUGUUAUAAUAGAAAAUUUGUAAAAUUUAAGAGUGUGAUAGGACAACAAAGUGAAAGUUUACCUUUUCUAUGAGAAUGAGAGUACAUACUUGUAGAUUAAAAAAAAGUCUAUUGAAUAAUGGAAAGAAAAUAUAUUUAC